AUGGCUUGCCGACGGCAUCGACUGCUGCUGCUGCUGCCGGAUCGAGUGGUGCCGGCGCUCCGCCGUGGCGUGGGCGCGGCGCCGGCGCGGCACUGUAGCGGCGCGACCACUGCGCCUGGCGCGCCAGUCGGAACCGCAGCCAAGAAGAAGAAGGACAACUAUUCCGACGCGCAGUACGGUCUCAAGCACGGCGGAAGCGAGGAGUCGCACGCGCAGCAGAUGAACGCGAUGGGCUCGGGACGGUACGCGUACCUGAACGACUUUUACAAAGACCUGAACAAGGGUCCCGUCAAGCUCGACUUUGCGGAGAAGCCCAUGUCGGAGAAGGAGCGCCAGGCGGAGGAGGCGCGCGCCGAGGCGGCUGCGAUGAUGAGCCGCGCUAUGGUGGGAGGGGGCGUGCUGGUGCUGGCCUUCUUUGGCACCUGUUGGCAGCUGACCAAGUGGUACUUUGGGAUCAAGAGCGUGUGGGAGUUCAACGAGGUGAUGCAAAAGGUGUCGAACGACGCCAAAGACUCGAUGGUUGGUCGGCAGCUGUCGGAGCUGCGCCACGAGGCAUGA
Molecule: messenger RNA, 558 nt
Organism: Emiliania huxleyi CCMP1516
Lineage: Eukaryota; Haptophyta; Isochrysidales; Noelaerhabdaceae
Exons: 4
Coding region: 1-558 (185 amino acids)
Source: RefSeq, a predicted model, not a curated record